GGAAGUGCUCGUUGCGGGUGCACAGGGCGCCUUCGAGCAGCGGCGACCGAGACGGCAAAGGAGAGCGCCAUGGAGCAUGUGACGGAGGGCUCCUGGGAGUCUCUGCCAGUGUCACUGCACCCGCGGGUGCUGGGCGCGCUGCGGGAGCUGGGCUUCCCGUACAUGACGCCGGUGCAGUCUGCAACCAUCCCUCUGUUCAUGCGAAACAAAGAUGUCGCUGCAGAAGCGGUCACAGGUAGUGGCAAAACACUCGCUUUUGUCAUCCCCAUCCUGGAAAUUCUUCUGAGAAGAGAAGAGAAGUUAAAGAAGAGUCAGGUCGGAGCCAUAAUCAUCACCCCCACCCGAGAGCUGGCCGUUCAGAUAGACGAGGUCCUGUCGCAUUUCACGAAGCACUUCCCCCAGUUCAGCCAGAUUCUUUGGAUUGGAGGCAGGAAUCCUGGAGAAGAUGUUGAGAGGUUUAAGCAACAAGGUGGGAACAUCAUUGUGGCCACUCCAGGCCGCUUGGAGGACAUGUUCCGAAGGAAGGCGGAAGGCUUGGAUCUGGCCAGCUGUGUGCGAUCCCUGGAUGUCCUGGUGUUGGAUGAGGCAGACAGACUUCUGGACAUGGGGUUUGAGGCAAGCAUCAACACCAUCCUGGAGUUUUUGCCAAAGCAGAGGAGAACAGGCCUUUUCUCAGCCACUCAGACGCAGGAAGUGGAGAACUUGGUGAGAGCAGGCCUCCGGAACCCUGUCCGGGUCUCGGUGAAGGAGAAAGGCGUGGCAGCCAGCGGCGCCCAGAAGACCCCCUCCCGCCUGGAAAACUACUACAUGGUGUGCAAGGCAGAUGAGAAAUUUAAUCAGCUGGUCCAUUUUCUUCGCAAUCGUAAGCAGGAGAAACACCUGGUCUUCUUCAGUACCUGUGCCUGUGUGGAAUACUAUGGAAAGGCUCUGGAGGCGCUGGUGAAGGGCGUGAAGAUUAUGUGCAUUCAUGGAAAGAUGAAAUAUAAACGCAAUAAGAUCUUCAUGGAGUUCCGCAAAUUGCAAAGUGGGAUUUUAGUGUGCACUGAUGUGAUGGCCCGGGGAAUUGAUAUUCCUGAAGUCAACUGGGUUUUGCAGUAUGACCCUCCCAGCAAUGCAAGUGCCUUCGUGCAUCGCUGCGGUCGCACAGCUCGCAUUGGCCACGGGGGCAGCGCUCUGGUGUUCCUCCUGCCCAUGGAAGAGUCAUACAUCAAUUUCCUUGCAAUUAACCAAAAAUGCCCCCUGCAGGAGAUGAAGCUCCAGAGAAACACAGUGGACCUUCUGCCAAAACUCAAGUCCAUGGCCCUGGCCGACAGAGCUGUGUUUGAAAAGGGCAUGAAAGCUUUUGUGUCAUAUGUCCAGGCUUAUGCAAAGCAUGAAUGCAACCUGAUUUUCAGAUUAAAGGAUCUUGAUUUUGCCAGCCUUGCUCAAGGUUUUGCCCUGCUGAGGAUGCCCAAGAUGCCAGAAUUGAGAGGAAAGCAGUUUCCAGAUUUUGUGCCUGUGGACGUUAAUACAGACACGAUUCCAUUUAAAGAUAAAAUUAGAGAAAAGCAGAGGCAGAAACUCCUGGAGCAACAAAGAAGAGAGAAAACAGAAAAUGAAGGGAGAAGAAAAUUCAUAAAAAAUAAAGCUUGGUCGAAGCAGAAGGCCAAAAAGGAAAAGAAGAAAAAAAUGAAUGAGAAAAGGAAAAGGGAAGAGGGUUCUGAUAUUGAAGAUGAGGACAUGGAAGAACUUCUCAAUGACACAAGACUCUUGAAAAAACUUAAGAAAGGCAAGAUAACUGAAGAAGAAUUUGAGAAGGGCUUGUUGACAACUGGCAAAAGAACAAUCAAGACAGUGGAUUUAGGGAUCUCAGAUUUGGAAGAUGACUGCUGAUUCCAGUGCCACAGAUGAACCCACAAGGGCAUAGCUGUUCCCUAACUUGGUGGAUGGCUCCAGUUUGCUUUUAAUGGAAAUCAAAACUUCAGGAGACAUCUGAGAAGAAUCAUGUCUCUGAAAGCUGUCCUUUCAGAUGAGGGAGAAAUGUAGGAUUUCACACUUGGGAAUAUUUUACUAAAAACAUUCCAGUCUUGGCCGGGUACAGUGGCUCCUGCCUGUAAUCCCAGCACUUUGGGAGGCUGAGGCAGGAGGAUCACUUGAGCCCAGGAGUUCAAGACCAGCCUGGGCAACACAGCCAGACCCUCUCAUUAAAAACAACAAAACAAAACAAUUCCAGUCUUGAAGUAGUCUAACAGAAGAAAAUGUACAAUUAUUUGAGUGUAAAUAAUAGAUGUCAGUAUUUAUUUAUCAUGAUGGGUCCCAUAUAUAGACCUAUGUGCAUAUUAUAUAUAUAUGAGUUCUUUUUUCUGAGGCUAUUCUAGUUAUUUUUAAUCAUAAAGGUACUGAAGUAUUCUUGACUUCUGAUUUUCAAAACCAUUCCUUAGUAUCUUUAGGCAUCUGACCUCCUGAAUGUCCCUGGCCCUGGGCUUCAGUUACCCUUUGAUGCCCUGCAGAGGUGGCUAAUGUGCUGGGGGUUUUUCUGUGUUAAGAAUAGUCCCAGUAUUUUUUUUUUUUUUUUUUUUUUUUUUUUGGUGAACAGCUGAAAAACAGAGGCAUUAAGUCAUAUUCCGGGAAAGAGAAUUACAGUUUUUAUGCCUUCUGUUGAAUAAAUGGUGUCCUGAUUGCCUGGGUCUUAAGUGUGUAAAUGUAGCUGGACAGUGUUUUCCCCUAGACGGCCUGGGUCAGCUUGCAGUAUUGACACAACACCACAUCAAAGUCUUUAUCAUAGAGUUUAUUUGAAAAGAUGCUGAAGUUGUUCCCAAGUAUAAUUUUAAAAAGCUGUUUAGGACCCAAACAUAUUUAAACAUCUCUUACACAUACAGAACUUUAGUUUACAAAUAUUCCAGAAGGCAUUUUCUUAAGCAGUGAGCCAUGCAGAAUACUGUUGCUAAAUGUUUCUGCCCGCCUCAUGUUCUCUUGGUACAGUUUUUCCUGUUUGGCUUGAUCCUGCUGAGGAACGUGCUUACCACUGGAAGCCAGACGCAGAUUCGGCAAGUGUUUCUUGCCUCUUACAAGGCACCGCGUGUAACGUCCUGACCAGCUGUUGGUUGUUUGUGGCAGAGGGGUGUGGCUGCUUUUCCCCUGCAUCUCGCAUGCUUUUGGCAGAUCAGUCGAGUGCAGGGGAGGAUGAGGAGAGAUGGACUUGGGCUCAUCUUUCAUCAGUUAAGUAGCCAAUUAUCUAACUUGUAUUUCUGGAAACUGAAAAGGAAAGUUUCUAGAAACCAUAAGAACAAUUUAGGUUGGGAUUUAGAAUAACUGACACAUUUUUAGAUGGGACUGAAAUGAAUAAGAAAGGUUCUCCAAGAUGUAUGAUUUUAAGUCCUUACUCCAUAAAUCUUCAUUAAAACGCA
This is a messenger RNA of Macaca mulatta (Rhesus monkey), 3386 nucleotides long. RefSeq names its product DEAD-box helicase 55 (gene DDX55). The record is from RefSeq and is a predicted model, not a curated record. Gene Ontology annotation, molecular function: nucleic acid binding; RNA helicase activity; ATP binding. Lineage: Eukaryota; Metazoa; Chordata; Mammalia; Primates; Cercopithecidae.